Molecule: messenger RNA, 807 nt
Organism: Aspergillus clavatus NRRL 1
Lineage: Eukaryota; Fungi; Ascomycota; Eurotiomycetes; Eurotiales; Aspergillaceae
Product: ER membrane complex subunit EMC3
Exons: 5
Coding region: 1-807 (268 amino acids)
Biological process (GO): protein folding in endoplasmic reticulum
Cellular component (GO): EMC complex; membrane
Source: RefSeq, a predicted model, not a curated record
AUGGCUCUACAAGGCAUUGAGCAGACCAUCCCUCGGGAUCCGGCUCUGUUCUAUUGGAUCUUGAUCCCCAUCACAAUUGUCAUGAUCCUGACAGGUAUUCUCCGCCAUUACGCAACAGUUCUGAUGAACAACCCCCCGAAACCUCCUGCGACUCUCGCCGAAUCACGCGAACGGCUUUCUCUGCUACGCGGUGUUAAUCUGCGCAACAAUGCUUCUGCGGUGCUUACGCGAGAGGGAUUCGAGGUGCGGAAGAAUUAUUUGAUUUCUGCUUAUAAGGAGGGAACGUUCCUUAAAGACCCUGCCAAUCGCGGCCAGCCACCUGCUAAUCCAAUGACCGAUCCCGCGGGCAUGGAGGCUAUGAUGGGAAUGAUGAAAGGAAACAUGAUGAUGAUGAUUCCCCAAACUCUGAUUAUGAGCUGGAUCAAUGCGUUCUUUUCGGGAUUCGUUAUUCUUAAACUGCCUUUCCCGCUUACAAUUCGAUUCAAAUCAAUGCUUCAGUCCGGCGUUAUGACCCGCGAUUUGGACGUGAGAUGGGUAUCCAGUCUUUCCUGGUACUUUCUGAACCUGUUUGGUCUUCAAUCUGUGUUCGGUUUCAUUCUCGGUAGCGAUAACGCUGCCAGCCACAUGGCGCAACAAAUGGCAAGCAUGGGCCCUGGCGCAGCAGUCAAUCCCUUCCAACCUGGCCAGGAUCCAGACAAGCUAUACCAAAGUGAGGCAGAGAACCUGGAAGUCACUGAAUUUUUCAGCAUUCUGGAUGGUAUUGAGGAGAGAGUCCUCCAUAACUAUGCCUUUAAGGAGGUUCGCUAG